AUGGAGACCGGCGUCGGCCCACAUCCGCUGCGCCUGUUCAUCUGCCUGAUGCCGCUCUGUCUCGCCUUGCUUUUGGGACCAGGGAGGCCCGGGACCGCCGAGGAAGUUAUCCUCCUGGAUUCCAAAGCCUCCCAGGCUGAGCUGGGCUGGACUGCACUGCCGAGUAAUGGGUGGGAGGAGAUCAGCGGCGUGGACGAGCACGACCGUCCCAUCCGCACCUACCAGGUGUGCAACGUGCUGGAGCCCAACCAGGACAACUGGUUGCAGACUGGCUGGAUCAGCCGCGGGCGCGGGCAGCGCAUCUUCGUGGAGCUGCAGUUCACACUGCGCGACUGCAGCAGCAUCCCUGGAGCCGCCGGCACCUGCAAGGAGACUUUCAACGUCUACUAUCUGGAAACCGAGGCCGAUCUGGGCCGUGGGCAUCCCCGCCCAGGCGGCAGCCGGCCCCGCAAGAUCGACACUAUCGCGGCGGACGAGAGCUUCACGCAGGGCGACCUGGGCGAGCGCAAGAUGAAGCUGAACACAGAGGUGCGAGAGAUCGGUCCUCUCAGCCGGCGGGGUUUCCACCUGGCCUUCCAGGACGUGGGCGCAUGCGUGGCGCUGGUCUCUGUGCGCGUCUACUACAAGCAGUGCCGCGCUACAGUGCGGGGUCUGGCGGCGUUCCCAGCCACCGCAGCCGAGAGCGCCUUCUCCACGCUGGUGGAGGUGACCGGAACGUGCGUGGCGCACUCAGAAGGGGAGCCCGGCAGCCCCCCGCGCAUGCACUGCGGCGCCGAUGGCGAGUGGCUGGUGCCCGUGGGCCGCUGCAGCUGCAGCGCGGGAUUCCAGGAACGUGGUGACAUCUGUGAAGCCUGUCCCCCAGGGUUUUACAAGGUGUCCCCGCGGCGGCCCCUCUGCUCGCCGUGCCCGGAGCACAGCCGGGCCCUGGAAAAGGCGUCCACGUUCUGCGUGUGCCAGGACAGCUACGCGCGCUCGCCCAGCGACCCGCCCUCGGCGUCCUGCACCCGGCCGCCGUCGGCGCCGCGGGACUUGCAGUACAGCUUGAGCCGCUCGCCGCUGGCGCUGCGGCUGCGCUGGCUGCCUCCGGCCGACUCCGGCGGCCGCUCGGACGUCACCUACUCGCUGCUGUGCCUGCGCUGCGGCCGCGAGGGCCCGGCGGGCGCGUGCGAGCCGUGCGGGCCGCGCGUGGCCUUCGUGCCGCGCCAGGCGGGGCUGCGGGAGCGCGCCGCCACACUGCUGCACCUGCGGCCCGGCGCGCGCUACACCGUGCGCGUAGCCGCGCUCAACGGAGUGUCGGGCCCGGAGGCCGCCGCGGGAGCCACCUACGCGCAGGUCACCGUCUCCACCGGCGCUGGGGGCAAGAGGGCCCAGGAAAGGCAAGGCCAGCCCUUCGGCCCAGGUGUGCAGGAGUGUGGGCUGUUUCUGGCUGCCCCCGGGCACCAGGCAGCUCUGUUAGUCUGGGCAGAGCCUGUCGGCAGCUGGCAUCUGUCGGCAGUGCCUCCCUGCAACACGGCACCAGGCCUGGCGAAUAUCCAGUCCCAGAUUCAGUCCCAGGCCCCAGGCCCCAGGCCCCAGCUCCCCAGCCGCUCCUUCCGGCUCCUGGCCAGAGGCUGGAACUCUACAUCUGGCUCCCAAAUGACCCCCCAGGAGCAGGAGGACAUGCACCCCGCGCCGUUCCGAAGUGCUGGGUUCGCAGUGGAGAAGCUGUGUAACGAAGGCUCUUCGAAGGCUCCGGUUUCCUCCCCACCCAGCGGGUCUGUCUGUCGGGGUGACUGCGAGGCGGCCGGGAUGCCUCCUUCUCGAACGUUCUGA
Physeter macrocephalus (sperm whale) is the source of this 1812-nucleotide messenger RNA. Its product is annotated as ephrin type-A receptor 10-like. The record is from RefSeq and is a predicted model, not a curated record. The transcript has 9 exons. Gene Ontology annotation, molecular function: ATP binding; transmembrane-ephrin receptor activity; protein binding. Bases 1 to 1812 code for a protein of 603 amino acids. Gene Ontology annotation, cellular component: plasma membrane; dendrite. Lineage: Eukaryota; Metazoa; Chordata; Mammalia; Artiodactyla; Physeteridae. Gene Ontology annotation, biological process: ephrin receptor signaling pathway; axon guidance; protein phosphorylation.